CGGAAGUGUUUGGAGCGUUUGCGUAAGCUAGGUCACAUUGGUUCUGUGUUUUGAGAAACGCCAUCGCAAUGGAAGCAGCCCAAACUGAGGAGGUCCAUCUGAGGCAUGUGGAGAAAGAUGUCCUCGUCCCAAAAAUGAUGAGGGAGAAAGCCAGGGUGCUCUGUUCUGAGAAAGUAGAAGCCUUCAACCACUGUUGCAAAGAAUCCAGUUUCCUCAUGGUGUUCAAGUGUCGAGAAGAGAAUUCACUGAUGAAGGAUUGUCUGACACAAUACUAUAGGGAUCCUGCCUUCUACGAGGAGUGUAAGCAGGAAUACAUCAAAGAGAAACUGGAGUUUCAGAGGACGGGGAUCCCAAGCAAGAACAGGAAACAAAAACUCCCAGCCAGCAUGUAACAAACAGAUGAUACUUCAAUAACUUGGCUCACAUGGUGUGGAGCAUGAGGCUUAGUCCAGAGCAAAUAUCAAGUCAUGCAGGAUACAUGCAGGUCAUCUGGCAGAGUUUAUUACUAAUGAAGCCACACGCUUAUUGCGCUCUAUGGGUUUAAGUUUGUGGGGUGUGUGACUACAACCUACUUAUGUGUUCAAGAGUGGUUAUUUAAUCAAAAACAAUGCAUAUUUUUAAAUAUUCUGCAACUUUUCAAAGCAUUGUCCAUCAGAGGACUGCAAAUGUCACAUUCAAAUGAUCUUCACUUACUUAAUUUAAUCAGCAGUGUAAUCAAAGCAGGAAUAUACAAUCUAUCUUACAUGACAUUUACUGAUCAUGUGACAUUGACCUGUAGCUGUACCUGGGAAAUCUUCAUGAGAGUGUAGUGCUUUCACUUAGGUGUGCAGUUAUAAGUGUCAUUAAAUUGUUCAUGCAAUGACAGCACAUGCAGUAAUGAUGAGUGUACUUUGUUGCUAUUGCCUGGCUCCACAGCUUGGAUCAUUGUGUUUGCAGAAGAAAGAUUAUGUUAACAUAUAAAGAAAAAGAAUGUCAUAAAAAUGUGUACAUUGUAUGUAAGAAACCUCUAACCAAGCAGAAACAUGUAUGACACAUGCAAAUAAAUGUGACAUUGUAAAUAUUCAGUGGCAGUAAAGAGUAUAUCACUGUCAAAUUCUAUGAAACAUGAAAUGCUUAUGAAUGCACUAUUCUUUAGAUAAACUUUGGUCUUUUCCAGUAAAUUUGUGACAUGAAUGAUGUAUUUCUGCUGUAUUCUUUUUGCUGUGAAUGUGUCACAAUAGCUUUCACAUUCAGGCAUCUUUGAUUUGAAUGAGCCUGCAGUGCAUUUGCACUUUGUUUCACCUGCAGCGAAUUUGAAAGUGGCUAGUCACUGCAAUACU
Scomber scombrus (Atlantic mackerel) is the source of this 1319-nucleotide messenger RNA. RefSeq names its product C-x(9)-C motif containing 1 (gene cmc1). Lineage: Eukaryota; Metazoa; Chordata; Actinopteri; Scombriformes; Scombridae. Bases 69 to 392 code for a protein of 107 amino acids. The record is from RefSeq and is a predicted model, not a curated record. Gene Ontology annotation, cellular component: mitochondrion. The transcript is spliced from 4 exons.